UGUUGAUGUUUAAUUUGAGUGCGGCUGCGCGCUGCUCAAUGCUUUCGCCGUUGCUGACGCGACUUGGCAGGGAAAAAGACAGUGUGAGCCCUCUGGCAGUGGGUAGCGACUCUGUCGAAACUGAAUAGGUAGCACGGCUCGAGAUAAAGUAUUAUUUGGGAACCUGCGAUAGUAAUUUAGCGACAAUCUUAAUCAGUGACUAACCAACCUCUCCCGUAUGUGAUCGCCCUUCCUCCUCGUCGGACGCUGCCAGCGAGGGCCAAGGAACAAAAUAGCAUAUCGCCAUUAUAUGAUCCAGUGUCCAGCGUCACUUUUACCCUCCAUGUGGGUGAGGGAACUGUGUGUUUCAGAUUAUGGCGAGAAAAACAGUUAGCAGGAAAAGGAAGGCAGGAGAGCCCAAGGACCAACAACAGCUGGGCUGGUGUCAGGCACCACACAAGCGGAGCCGUGUUUCUUGUUCAUCACGUCAUGACCAGCAGUGGUGGUGCAGUCGGCGCUCAGUGGUGUGUGCACUCCGGGGGCGGGAGUUCAGGCCUCAACAGCAGCAUGAGUUGCGGCUCCAGCGGAGCCUGCGGGGUUUUGCAGCCGGCAGGCUCCCUGGCAUCCUCAAGGAGAGGGAGUUCUCUCUGGGCAGGCUCAACAAGGUGUUCGCUUCACAAUGGCUCAACCACAGGCAGGUGGUGUGUGGGACCAAGUGCAACACGCUUUUUGUAGCCGAUGUCCUGACGGGGCAGAUAACGCGCAUUCCCAUGCUGAAGGACAGGGAGUGUGGCAGUGGUGGCUCUGGGGUUGUGGGUGGUGCAGUGGUGGCAGGGCGGCAUUACCACUCCACCACUGGCUCUCGUUCCCGGAUGGACCAGCAAGGCUGCGGGAUCCACGCUAUCGAACUCAACCCCUCCAGAACGCUGCUAGCCACCGGAGGAGACAACCCCAACAGCCUGGCCAUCUACCAGCUGCCCACACUGGACCCUGUUUGUGUUGGAGAUGAUGGUCACAAUGACUGGAUCUUCUCCAUAGCAUGGAUCAGCGACAACAUGGCGGUGUCUGGGUCCAGAGACGGCUCCAUGGGCCUGUGGGAGGUGACCGAGGAGGUAAUGAGCCAGGCAGAGCGCAGUCAGAAUGAGGAGUCAGUACCCUCCUACGCCCACAUCUCCCAUCGUGCCCUCAAGGACAUCCCGAAGGAGUACACCAACCCAUACAACUGCAAAGUCCGGGCUCUGGCCUUCAACAACAACCAUAAAGAACUGGGUGCUGUGUCCUUGGACGGCUAUUUCCACCUCUGGAAAGCUGAGCACAACUUGUGCAAGAUACUGUCCACCAAGCUGCCUCACUGCAAAGAGAAUGUGUGUCUGGCGUAUGGGCAGGACUGGUCGGUGUAUGCCGUGGGUUCUCAGGCCCAUGUCUCCUUCCUGGAUCCACGGCAGCCAACACACAGCAUCAAGUCUGUUAAUUCAAGGGAAAGAGGAAGUGGGAUCCGUUCAGUGAGUUUCUACGAGCACAUAGUGACAGUGGGCACCGGCCAAGGUUCUCUUCUCUUCUACGACAUCCGGGCCCAGAGAUUCCUGGAGAACCCUUUGAAUCCAGCUGGGGGCUACCGGAAGUGCCCAGGAGAUGGCAUCCUCAAGCUCACUACAGGGAAAGGCUGGCUGAAUCACGACGAGACGUGGAGGAGUUACUUCUCAGACAUUCAUUCCUUCCCCAACGCAGUGUACACCCACUGCUAUGAUGACUCCGGCACCAAGCUGUUUGUAGCAGGUGGCCCUCUCUGUUCCGGCCUGCACGGCAACUACGCAGGACUGUGGAGCUAGCCUCUCCGUCUCCUCCAUCACUCUGUCGCCACAUCCUCGUCCAGAUUUUUACUGAACCAGUCCCUCCAUCCUUCUGCCUCUUCUGGUCCGUUGACAUCACCGUCUUUGGUAUCCUCUCUUGCUCAUUGAAUUGUCACUCUGUUUUGCUCACACGUGGACUCAGGAGCAUGAUCUUGCCCCCACCCGUAUCACGGCUUUGACUAUCGUUGUUGUGUAUGUUUGUGUCCACCAUCACUCUAUCCCUUUCCCCUGAUUAUUCCUUUGCUCCUACCGCCUCAACUACUCAGUUUGUUUGUUUUUUUUUAAUAUCAAAUGUACAAACUAUUAACUAGUAAUUUUCUCAAAAGCUGCAAAGUCUGCCACUAAAGAACUCAGAGUUUUGAGAAACAUAAAGAAUAAAGUAAUACGUGUUCUCAGCAUCAUUUAAGACAUUCACAUCCAACACGCAGGGAUUAGGCUAUGGUCUUUUUGCUGGCUUGUUUUGUAUGUAAGGAUAGUGUUAACUGCUGCUUCCUCUGUGAUGAAUGACAGUGUCUUUGUGAAACAGCUGUGGGAGCUUUUUCUCCCAAAAGUUCCUUUUUGUUCUUUCACUGAACUGGACGGCAAUAAAACAUGAAACGGGAGGGAGAGAGUAA
Acanthopagrus latus (yellowfin seabream) is the source of this 2443-nucleotide messenger RNA. RefSeq names its product DDB1 and CUL4 associated factor 12 (gene dcaf12). The transcript is spliced from 9 exons. NCBI's taxonomy places the organism in Eukaryota, Metazoa, Chordata, Actinopteri, Spariformes, Sparidae. Gene Ontology annotation, cellular component: Cul4-RING E3 ubiquitin ligase complex. The record is from RefSeq and is a predicted model, not a curated record. Gene Ontology annotation, molecular function: protein binding. The coding region runs from base 354 to 1808 and encodes 484 amino acids.